UGGCGAACCGUCCUUCCUUCAUACUAGCCACAGAAAUCGGCGGUGGCUUGAAUUCUUCCACACAGUACCCCACGUUAUUUCGCGCAGUAGUAAAUUUGAUGUCUUUCGAAAGUAACUGGAACGAAAAAGCUGCUUCUCAACUACAAAACAAAACUCUAAAAACAGUUUCAGCUCUACAAAAUUUUAUUCAAAAUAUUAUAAAAACAUCGCAUUCUGCUGAUCUUCUUUCUUCUGCUAUCAGUCAUACCGUUAAUCAGGAUUCUGUUAUAACUUCAACAUCCAAUAAGGUCACUCAGCUUAUUUACACCAUUGACCGUCUGUCCGAUCAAGAGAAUCUUCUUCGAACACGUUUGGACUUGCUUUAGUAUAGCAUUCUACUUUUUUUUCUAUAAAAUGCCUAUUGGGACUUUACCAAACAUUCUAAUAACGGGUACACCUGGUACCGGUAAAACAACCAUAUCUAAAGAAGUAUCUGAACGCAGUUCAUUAAAUUACAUAAGCAUCAAUGACGUUGCCAAGGAAGGAGAGCUAUAUGAUGGAUUUGAUGAAGCUAAUCAAUGUCAUAUCCUUGAUGAAGACAGAGUUGUGGAUGAAUUAGAAGAUGCUAUGUCAUCAGGUGGUCAGAUUGUUGACUAUCAUUCCUGUGAAUUCUUUCCUGAGCGGUGGUUUGAUGCCGUAUUUGUGUUGAGAACGGACAAUACAAUUCUCUAUCCUCGUCUUACUUCUCGUAAUUACCCUAAUGAAAAGGUUUCAGACCUUAUUCAUUGUGAAAUUGUUCAGGUUGUUCUCGACGAAGCUCGUGAGUCGUAUAGUACAGACAUAGUACAUGAAUUAAUUAAUAAUACUCCUGAAGAUUUAGAAAACAAUAUUUCCCAAAUCUGUGAAUGGAUCAAGCAGUGGCGUAAUAAAUCAUCUUAAAUCUUUUCUCUUAUUUAAAUGUUUCAAAUUAAACUGUAUGAAAAAAUAAUUGAUGAGAAAUGCAUAAAUAUCCUAUUUUUUAAAUUUUCUCAUUUGUAUAAAAAUUAUCAACUAUUGAAAAAAACCAUGUAUAUUUGUGUUUUUCCUUUUAAAGCAAGUAUAUAUGUAAAUAAUUUAUUCUGAAAUAAAUAUUUUUCCAGG
Schistosoma turkestanicum is the source of this 1119-nucleotide messenger RNA. Lineage: Eukaryota; Metazoa; Platyhelminthes; Trematoda; Strigeidida; Schistosomatidae. The record is from the annotation of a GenBank genome assembly.